AUGUCUUCAACCUCAAGUGACGACGAAGAUGGCGGUGGAAAUGACCGCGGGAAAGAAGGUGAGGUAGAGGAGGCCGUGAAUGCACAGGCGGUGCCUCAAGGAGAGGCGAACGGUCAGGUUGUCACCUCCCAACCCGUUGAUCGGGAGCUGAGGGACUGGAGUGACGGUCUCUUUUCGUGCCACAAAGACGUCGGACAUUGCUUUCUGGUUGCUUUCUUCUCCCCCUGCAUGGCAUGCUACGAAUUCCACAAACACAAUGAGAAUCCACUACUUGGGUGUACCUACUUCGGUCCGCUGAUGGCCCUAGUGGCUCAAUAUCGUGCCCGAAAUGGAAUUACGGGAAGUCUUUGCACGGAUUGUCUGAUGUCGUAUUUCUGCACUUCCUGCAUGCUCUGUCGCCUUCAUCGCGACUUCACCAGAUCAAAGAAAUAA
Mesocestoides corti is the source of this 432-nucleotide messenger RNA. Lineage: Eukaryota; Metazoa; Platyhelminthes; Cestoda; Cyclophyllidea; Mesocestoididae. The record is from the annotation of a GenBank genome assembly.